AUGAGUGAAUGUUUUGAUCAUAGAUUUUGUCUUCAUUUAGGAGAAGGACAUUGGCAUAAUGAAAGGUUGAGAGAGUUUUAUGGAAAUCCACCAUUAAGAGAAUGGAGAAAUUUAAAUGUAGUAGAAAUUAAUAGUGGGCUCCAUAUUGGAAAUGUAAAUAAAGCGAUUGAGUUCUGUGAAUAUUAUAUUUCUAACUUUGAAAUAAAAUAUUGUGAUAGAUGGGCAUAUGAACAGCAAAUGACUAAUGUAAUUAUAUGGACAAAACCUAAUAAACUCAAUGCUGUUGUAGUAGACAAAUGUGAUCAACUUAUGUGUUUCCCUGCAGCAUUACCAGCAAUCUUUUCAUUUUCAAAUGGAAAUUCAAUUCGUUAUGCUAAAGAUGGAUGUUCACCAAUAGUUCUUCAUAAAGGAUUACCACCAACGUGGGAUAGAUUUUAUAAUUUUGAAAAUAAAAUAAACUAA
This is a messenger RNA of Entamoeba dispar SAW760, 462 nucleotides long. RefSeq lists its product as uncharacterized. The transcript has a single exon. NCBI's taxonomy places the organism in Eukaryota, Evosea, Mastigamoebida, Endamoebidae. The record is from RefSeq and is a predicted model, not a curated record. The coding region runs from base 1 to 462 and encodes 153 amino acids.